AUGAGCACACUCUAUAUUAGAGAAGCCAAAGAUGAUGUAAUGAUCAUUUCUCUAUAUGUGGAUGAUCUUCUAGUGAUUGGAAGCAAUCAUGCUCAAGCGGAGGAAUUCAAAAAAUCCACGCACAGUGAGUUUGAAAUGACAGACUUGGGUGAAAUGUCAUACUUUCUUAGGAUGGAGAUUGAUCAAGAUGCAGAUGGUAUUUUUGUGAAUCAAAGGAAGUAUGCAAGUGAAGUCCUUAAGAAGUUCUGCAUGGAGAAUUGUAAACAAGUGGACCUGCCAUUGGUUCCAAAUCUGAAGUUGUCAAAGAGUGAUGAAGCUGAGAAGGUUGAUGAAGGAUUAUACAGGAGCUUGAUUGGUUGCCUGCUAUACUUGAUAGCAACCAGACCAGACAUAAUGUAUGCCACUAGUUUGAUGUCCAGAUUUAUGAGUCAACCAAUCGAGACACAUUUCAAGACUGCAAAAAGGGUGCUGAGAUAUGUGAAGGGCAACACUGACUUUGCAGUGUGUUCAGGAGAUCAGAAGACUUCAAAUGAUAUGAGGAGCACUUCAGGAUAUGCAUUUUUCUUGAAUUGUGGUGCUAUUUGUUGGCUUUCCAAGAAGCAAGAAACCAUGGCUCAAUCCACAGCAGAAGCACAAUAUAUAUCUGAUGCUGUUGUUGUGAGUCAAGCCAUUUGGCUGAGAAAGAUUCUUAAAGACUUGAAGCUGAAGUAG
This is a messenger RNA of Pistacia vera, 711 nucleotides long. RefSeq lists its product as uncharacterized. The record is from RefSeq and is a predicted model, not a curated record. The transcript has 2 exons. NCBI's taxonomy places the organism in Eukaryota, Viridiplantae, Streptophyta, Magnoliopsida, Sapindales, Anacardiaceae. Bases 1 to 711 code for a protein of 236 amino acids.